AUGCUGAGAUUACUCAUAAUAUUGGUAAUAUUCACAUCGAACCUUCCAGUGUUACAAUCAAUGGCAAAUAAAAUGGCAAAAUUACAAGGAUGUGGUGUAAAAGGGCGUCUCGUUUGCGGAAAGGUUCCAUUGGUAGGUGCUAAGCCCGAUAUUGAUGACCUUUUGGCCGAGAAUUACACGGAUUCGAAUGGCCAGUUCCAGCUGAACGGUGCUACCCGAGAAAUGUCGACGAUUGAAACACUAUUGAAGAUUUAUCACGACUGCGAUGAUGGCAUAAGACCGUGUCAACGUAAGAUAAUGUGGCAUAUUCCGUCAAGUUAUCAUCAUGAGGGCAUCCUCAAAGAAUAUUUCGAUAUCGGAACGGUCAACAUGGAAAUAGGGUUCCCUGGUGAGGAACGGGACUGUCGUCACUGA
This is a messenger RNA of Anisakis simplex (herring worm), 414 nucleotides long. The record is from the annotation of a GenBank genome assembly. Lineage: Eukaryota; Metazoa; Nematoda; Chromadorea; Rhabditida; Anisakidae.